AUGGAGGCACCUGCAGAAGGAGGCUCCAGCUUCCAGGCCGGGCAGCAGGUGGGGGCCACACGGCGGCUUGCUCCUUGGCCGCAGGUGGGAGCCACGGCCCACGCAGCCGGUGGUUGCCCGACGUUCCGUGAGGCCCAGCGGCCCCUGCCACCACUGCUGGAGGGCAGGCCCAGAGAGAGGCUGGUGGAGCUGCACACCUCCUUCAGGGAGCUGUUCACCUUCUUCUGCGCCAACGCCACCAUCCACGGGGCCAUCCGCCUCGUCUGCUCCAGCCAGAACGGCCUCAAGAUGGCGUCCUGGGGGCUGCUGCUGGUGGGCGCCCUGGGGGUGUUCUGCUGGCAGUUCGGGCUCCUCUUAGCACAAUACGGGCGUCACCCGGUCAUCAUGACCGUGUCCGUGCACUCGGAGCUGAGGCUCUUCCCAGCCGUCACUCUGUGCGACAUGAACCCACACAGGCCACGCUCAGCCCGCUACCACCUGCAGGUACUCGAUGAGUUUGCCCGGGAGAAUAUCCACUCUCUCUACAAAUUCAACUUCAGCGAGAACAGGGACGUCCCCUUUGCUGACGCCGGGCUCCCACAGCCGGCCUUCUACCUGGACCGCGGGAUCCGCCUACAGAGGCUGAGCCAACCAGGCGGCCAGAACAAAGUGGGUUUCCGCCUGUGUAACAGCACCGGGGGAGACUGCUUCUACCGGGCCUUCUCGUCAGCCGUGACAGCCAUCCGGCAGUGGUACCACUUCCACUACGUGAACAUCUUGGCCCUGACGCCCCCCGCCCGCGAGGACGGAGGCCGCUUUGUCUUCUCCUGCCGAUUCGACGGCCAGGACUGCCGGGCCCGGCACUUUCGAACGUUCCACCACCCCACCUACGGUAGCUGCUACAGCUUCAGUGGCGUCUCAGCUGCGCGGCACCCGGGCAUCACCCGUGGGAUCAGCCUGGUCCUCAGGGCUGGGCGGCAGAACCACCUCCCUCUGCUGUCCACGGAGGCUGGCAUCAAGGUCAUGAUUCAUGGGCACGACCACACGCCCUUCCUGGAGCACCAGGGCUUCAGCGUCCGGCCGGGCACCGAGACCACAGUCGGCAUCCGAGAGGACGAGGUGCACCGGCUGGGGGGCCCCUAUGGCCGCUGCACCAAGGGUGUGGAGGGCGUGGACGUGCAGCUGCUCUACGAGGCCUCGUAUACCCUGCAGGCCUGCCUCGUGUCCUGCUUUCAGCAGCUAAUGGUGGAGACCUGCUCCUGCGGCUACUACUUCUACCCCCUGCCGUCAGGGGCUGAGUACUGCAGCUACGCCAGGCACCUGGCCUGGGGUCACUGCUUCUACCGCCUCUACAAGGACCUGGGGACCCACCGGCUUCCCUGUACCUCACGCUGCCCCAGGCCCUGCAGGGAGUCUUUCUACAAGCUCUCUGCCGGGACCUCCAGAUGGCCUUCCUCCAAGGCAGCCGACUGGAUCCUGGCCGUGCUGGGCAAGCAACGCCACAGGAGCCUGAGCCAGAGCCCAGGCCUCAGGAGCAACGUGGCCAAGGUGAACACCUUCUACCAGGAGCUCAACUACCGUACGGUGGACGAGACGCCCAUUUACUCGGUGCCCCAGCUGCUCUCAGCCACGGGCAGCCUCUGGAGCCUGUGGUUCGGCUCAUCGGUCCUCUCUGUCCUGGAGCUGCUGGAGCUGCUGCUCGACGCCAUAGCCCUCAUGCUCCUACGGGGCUGCCACUGGCUCUGCAGAGCUCGGGGGUCCCAGCCAGGGGCAGCCACGGUGCCAUCCCACGCCACGCCAGAAGCCAACCAGUUGCCCACUGACCGCAGGGAUGACAUUAAUCAUCUGGGGGGCCCUGCUGGCCUCAUCUCCCACGACGCUCCCUGGAGCUCUGGCAGGAGUCUUUGCUGAAGAGUUAGGCCAAGUGAGGGGCCCAGCCUCCCCACACCUGAGCCAGCCGGACUUGUUCUGAUCCUGAGGGACAUGGCAGCGGUGGGCUCUCCUGGCUGCCCAGGGUGAACUGGACCAGCCCCACAGAGCCACCCCAGCUAGCCAAGCCAAGCCCAGGGCCCAGGAAGCAGCACUGGGGUCUGCAGGCAGGCACCAGGGUGCCCAGCCACCUGCCCAGUGGCGGCCUCACUCAGGCACCAGGGCAAGGGGAGGGGAGCGAGUGUCCCUACCACUCUGGAUUCCCGAGUCUAGUCUGCUGCGUAGCUGUGUGUGCACGUGCGAGGCGGGGGAGGGGGGCCUCCACACGGGAGUGUGCCUGUUUGGUCGGUGUCGUGUAAACGCAUGUACGUUUCUAAGUGUGUCAACAUACCUGUGUAUACCCGUGUGCAGGUGUGUGCAGGCAUCCGGUGGAGCCUUCCGCAGCUCGGGGCAGCUGGGAAGAAGGGUCGGGCCAGGCCAAGGCACUUGGUGACCUUGGGCUGCUUUGUA
Molecule: messenger RNA, 2418 nt
Organism: Neomonachus schauinslandi (Hawaiian monk seal)
Lineage: Eukaryota; Metazoa; Chordata; Mammalia; Carnivora; Phocidae
Gene: SCNN1D
Product: sodium channel epithelial 1 subunit delta
Exons: 13
Coding region: 1-1890 (629 amino acids)
Biological process (GO): sodium ion transmembrane transport
Cellular component (GO): membrane
Molecular function (GO): ligand-gated sodium channel activity
Source: RefSeq, a predicted model, not a curated record